ACACGUCGUUGACGUCACCACGCACCCUCCCACCCGUGGGUGACGUCACACGGCGGCCCGUGUUCGCGUCUGGGUGUCCGCAUGGAGCCCCUGGGGAGUGGCGUGGAGCUCCGUGGGAGUGGCGUGGAGCUCCGUGGGAGUGGCGUGGAGCCCCUGGGGAGUGGCGUGGAGCUCCGUGUGAGUGACGUGGAGCCACGGGGGAGUGGCGUGGAGCCACGGGGGAGUGGCGUGGAGCUCCGUGGGAGUGGCGUGGAGGCGCCAGGGGUCAUCCGGGGCAAGCAGCCGCCCACCAUCGGCCUCCCAUCGAGAUUUCGGCGACAGCAACAACAUCAACAAAAUCAACAACAUCAACAGCAUCAACAGCAUCAACAACAUCAACAACCUCCCUGUGGGCUUGCGGAGACGCUCAGCUUUGAGACGUGGCCCGGCGUGAAGGUGGAGGAGGUGGACGAUGCGUGGAGUUCACCACCACCACCACCACAACAACCACCACCACCAUCACCACCACCACCGUUCACGCUGUUGGCCGUCAAGACGGAACCGCAGGACGUCCUGAGCUGCAACGCGAUGCCCGUGGGAGGUCUUCACUGCAGAGGUGGACGUGGGGGUGGAGGUGGUGGACGUGGGGGUGGAGGAGGAGGUGGACGAGGUGGUGGACGUGGAGUAAUUGGGGGUGUAGGAGGAGGUGGUGGUGGACGUGGGGGUGUAGGAGGAGAGGUUUCCCAUCCGAGGGUGGACUCCGACGUGGACGCAGAAGAGGUGGACGAGGAGGUGGACGAGGAAGUGGACAAGGAGGUGGUCAAGGAGGUGGAAAAGGUGAAGAUGGAGGUCAACUUACCGGCCGACGCCUACGUCCAGGUCCGCGCCGUUCCCUGCCCGCACUGCCACCGCCGCUUCCUCUGCCGCAGCGUCCUCCUCAACCACGUGCGGCGCAGCCACCGCACGCAGCCCGGCUCGGCGCCUCGGCACCGCUGCGACCUCUGCCCCUACGGCACCGACCGUGGGCCCGACAUGCGCGACCACGCCCGCACGCACACGGGGGAGCGCCCCUUCGCCUGCGGGGUCUGCGGCCGCGCGUUCGCCCACCCGCGGAACCUUCCGGCGCACGUCCGCACGCACACGGGGGAGCGCCCCUUCGCCUGCGGGGUCUGCGGCCGCGCGUUCGCCCAGCUGGGCACCCUGAGGCGGCACGAGGGGAAGCACGGGCCGGGGAAGUAGCGGUGGGGGGGGGGGG
This is a messenger RNA of Petromyzon marinus (sea lamprey), 1234 nucleotides long. RefSeq lists its product as uncharacterized. NCBI's taxonomy places the organism in Eukaryota, Metazoa, Chordata, Hyperoartia, Petromyzontiformes, Petromyzontidae. Gene Ontology annotation, molecular function: RNA polymerase II cis-regulatory region sequence-specific DNA binding; DNA-binding transcription factor activity, RNA polymerase II-specific. The record is from RefSeq and is a predicted model, not a curated record.